ACUUGGCUUGGCUCUCGCGCGCGUGGAACUCAGCCGACGUCCGACCGAGAGACCGCGCCGCGUCAUGUACCCGCUUUGGUGACGUCAUGGAGGUCCUGGUUGCGCUGAUGGCGGUGUCGCAGGUGUUCGGCGCGAGCGCGGCCUCGUCACGCCGCCACGUCAGCAAGCGCGACGCCUUCGACCCGCUCGGACGCAAGUGGACGCACGCCAACAUCUCGUACAGGUUGGAGUCGUUCCCCGACACGCUGAGCGCGAACGCCACUCGGGAGGCGCUCGGCGUGGCCUUCUCCAAGUGGAGCGACGUGUCGCCGCUCAGCUUCACCGAAGUCCGCCGGCGCGACGCCGACAUCACCAUCGGCUUCUACGCGUUGAACCACUCGGACUGCGGGUCAUCGCCUCUCCAUCCGUGUUUCGACGGGGUCAACGGCGAGCUGGCCCACGCGUUCCUGCCGCCGCGCGGCGAGAUCCACUUCGACAAGGACGAGUUGUGGAUCGUCGGGAGGUCCAGGUUCAGCUGGAGACGAGGCGCGUGGCUGAACGACCUGGUGCAGGUGGCGGCCCACGAGAUCGGCCACGCGCUGGGCCUGCGCCACUCGGCCGACCCGCGCGCCCUCAUGCACCCCAACGCCACCACGACGGGCCAGAGGGACGUCGGGCGCGAUGACGUCCGGGCCAUACGGAGGCUCUACGGCUGCGUGGACAAGAAGCGGGCGUGCGAGCGCUGGGCGGGCUCGGGCCUGUGCGAGCGUCGCAAACGCCUGAUGAAGAAGACCUGCCCGCGCCGCUGCCGCCUGUGCUCGGAGCCCCCGGAGGUCGUCGCCACGCCGACGCCGCCCGCCAGCGUCAGGGUGAAGGUGGUCCCGCGCGGGAAGGUGGUGGCCUUCCGCUGCAGCCCCAAGAACCCAAAAGCAAGAUGGCCACCCAAAGUCAGCUGGUACAAAGACGGCGAGCGCAUCGCGGCGUCCGUCCCGGGACACAUCGCGUUGAAAGGUCGCGACCUCCGCAUCGUGGCCAACGAGUUCAACGAGGGCGUCUACACCUGCCGUCUCGGCGGCCGCGGCCCCGCCGCCGACUCCUGGAGCGUCCGCCUCCGGAACCCGGACCGGGGCCGCGGCUGACCCGCCCGCCCCUGUGACAACGACGACGAUUGAUGACGAUGACGACGACGAUAGCCCCGAGAGAGAAACAAAUCUUGGAGCUGUACCGUAGCGGAGUAUUUGGAUGACUUUUAGGGCACGUUUCAGACUAGCUGGCUCACUUUGUAGGAAGCGUUCGAGGACCUCCAGGGCUCACUAUUUCGAAAUGUUGGAGUGCUUCUGGAA
Messenger RNA from Hippocampus comes (tiger tail seahorse), 1322 nucleotides. RefSeq names its product matrix metallopeptidase 23bb (gene mmp23bb). Gene Ontology annotation, molecular function: zinc ion binding; metalloendopeptidase activity. Lineage: Eukaryota; Metazoa; Chordata; Actinopteri; Syngnathiformes; Syngnathidae. Gene Ontology annotation, biological process: collagen catabolic process; extracellular matrix organization; proteolysis. The transcript is spliced from 8 exons. Bases 87 to 1118 code for a protein of 343 amino acids. Gene Ontology annotation, cellular component: extracellular matrix. The record is from RefSeq and is a predicted model, not a curated record.